Molecule: messenger RNA, 410 nt
Organism: Ruditapes philippinarum (Manila clam)
Lineage: Eukaryota; Metazoa; Mollusca; Bivalvia; Venerida; Veneridae
Product: probable E3 ubiquitin-protein ligase DTX3
Exons: 3
Coding region: 16-384 (122 amino acids)
Biological process (GO): protein ubiquitination; Notch signaling pathway
Source: RefSeq, a predicted model, not a curated record
CAACCAUUAGGUGACAUGGAUGUGUUUGUUAAUGACAGGGCUUCAUGUGAAGGUUUUGAAGGGUGUGGUAGAAUAGAAAUAACAUACAAAUUUCCUGAUGGAACACAAGGGCCUACCCAUCCGCGUCCAAAUGCAAGGUUCAAAGGUAUCACGAGAAAAGCAUACCUGCCAAAUAACAGAAGAGGCCAGGAAAUCUGUGAAAUGCUGAAGGUUGCCUUUGAGAGAAAACUUGUUUUCACAAUUGGAAACUCCCGCACAACUGGAGCUGAAGGUGUAAUCACUUGGAAUGAUAUUCAUCAUAAAACAGAUCAAAAACCAAACACACAAUUUGGUUAUCCUGACCAUACAUAUCUAGACAGAGUGACUGCCGAACUAAAAAUUUAAGGGUGUCACUGUUGAUGAUAUACAAA